Molecule: messenger RNA, 1858 nt
Organism: Ziziphus jujuba (common jujube)
Lineage: Eukaryota; Viridiplantae; Streptophyta; Magnoliopsida; Rosales; Rhamnaceae
Product: extensin
Exons: 1
Coding region: 333-1478 (381 amino acids)
Source: RefSeq, a predicted model, not a curated record
UAUCCCUCCAUUAAUCCACCUUAAUUUCACUUCAUGACACACUCAAUCAACACUAUCCUUUUUAUUGAAAUUCGUAACAAUUAGCUGGCUGCUUUAGUCAAAUUCCUAUCCCUUUAUUUAUUGUAUAUGUUUUUGCUGCCAUUCAUAUUUACUGCAUUUUAAUGUACACGGUACUGCAUCUAACGUUACAAAUUAAAUCUCAUCAUGUACAUAAAAUAAUGUGAAUAUGACCACAUAUGUAUAUAUAUAUAUAUAUAUAUACAUACUCCGUAUAUUAUAUGUAAUAGUCCUUGCAUGCAGAAAUAUGCAGUGGAGAGAAGCAUGACCAAGAAAUGAAACCAAACAUAGUGAUUACAAUCCUGUUGGCUCUACUUUUGAUCACACACACCAUCACGGAAGCAAAACACCAUCCCCAACACAAAGGAUCCUCAGAAGGCAGAGAAGAAGAACAGCAGAGCAGAAGCAUUAGAAGCAGAGGCAGAGGCAGAGGCAGGGGCAGAAAUAGAGGCAGGGGAUCAGGUGGAAGAAGAUCAAACUGCGAUCCACUAUUCCAAUACCUGUUUGGGAGCUGUGGGCAAUGGCCUUUUUCAACUUCUCCAUCACCAGACAAUCCAUUUUCACCCACACCUAGACCCUCUCCACGUCCUAAUCCACCACCUUUGCCUCCAUUAGUCCCUUCUCCUCCACCACUAAUCCCUAUCCCAACUCCUCCACCACUAGUCCCAAUCCCAUCUCCACCUCCUGUAGCUCUUCCUCCGCCUGUUCUUCCUUCCCCACCACCCAUUAUUCCUUCACCUCCACCUCCUUCACCUUCACCUCCACCUUCUCCUCCUCCACCUCUUGUUCCUUCUCCACCUCCGCCUUCACCUUCGCCUCCUCCACCUUUGGUUCCUUCUCCACCACCACCUUUACUCCUUCCACCUCCUAUUCCCAUUAUAUAUCCUCCACCAGAUGUGUCUCCGCCAAUGUCCCCAUGGCUCUCACCUCCUGAGUCUCCCACUCUUCCAGUGUUUUCUCCUCCACCACAGCCUCCAGAUUUUGUUCUUCCACCACCCGCACCUCCUCUUGUCCCUCUAUUUUCUCCUCCAUCAGAGUCUCUGCUACCACCUCAAGAGCCGUCACUACCUCUUGUCCCUAUAUUUUCUCCUCCAUCAGAGCCUCUUCUACCACCCCAAGAGCCAUUUUCUUUCACACCACCAAUCACAGAAACGCCAACUGAACCAGAUAGUGGUGCGAUUCAAACCCCAGAACUUCCUGUUCCACAGUCUCCGGAUAUGUUUCUGCCACCUCCAAUUCCUGAAAUUAAUCCACAGCCACAGCCACAGGAGCCUCUUCCGUUUUGGUCUACACCACCAGCACCGGAUGUAGUUUCUAAUGAACCAAUAUUCCAGCAGCCACUGUCACCACCUGAUCUUCGUUUUUUGCCUCCUUUCCAGCUUUCACCACCAUCUGAUGAUUCACCUCCUUUCAAGAACUAAUAAACUGUUCUAUCUAUUUUCUUGGUUCUUCACAUUCUAGUAUAUUACAUAAAUAUCUCGUUUGUAUCAGCAGACCAAUUAACUUGUAGGUAACUUGUGCAAUUUGUGGCUCGAACUCAGACACGAGAGGGAAACCAUGGAAAUGCCAUUGCUUGCCGGUUUUGAACAAUUCAGCCUACAUAAGAGAAAACAACAUAAUCACGGUUAGCUACAACAAGACCUUGUUAUUUUGUAGAAUCUUCAUUGUUGCUUCAGCUCAAUGAUGGACCUGCCUUUAGAUUCUUUUAAUUACUCUUUAUUUCUAUCAUUUCUAUGUUAAGAGUCAAAAACCAAAGUUAUUAUUUCAAUAUGCUUUUCAAAUAUAUAUAUAUAUAUAUAUA